Molecule: messenger RNA, 11881 nt
Organism: Suricata suricatta (meerkat)
Lineage: Eukaryota; Metazoa; Chordata; Mammalia; Carnivora; Herpestidae
Gene: DNAH12
Product: dynein axonemal heavy chain 12
Exons: 73
Coding region: 60-11801 (3913 amino acids)
Biological process (GO): microtubule-based movement
Cellular component (GO): dynein complex
Molecular function (GO): ATP hydrolysis activity; minus-end-directed microtubule motor activity; dynein light intermediate chain binding
Source: RefSeq, a predicted model, not a curated record
CGUCACUAUGGGGACACUAGAAGACUUGAUCCUCCUCUAAAAGCGAGUGUGAGACCAAGAUGUUGGAUGAAAACAAAGCUGCCAUUGCAGCAGAAAAGGAAGCUCUGAACUUGAAGUUGCCUCCUAUCGUGCGCCCCCCUGAAAACAUAGGUGUUGACACCCCAGCACAAAGUAAACUGCUGAAUUACAGAAGAUCUAAGGAGCAGCAGAAGACAAUUAAUCAGUUAGUAAUUGAUGGAGUCAAAAGAAGUUUAGACAGAACACUGGAUAAAAGAAUACCUCCAACAAUGGAACCAGAUUAUCCUCCAACUAUGACCAGUGAAAUUAAGAAGAAAGGAUUCAACUAUAUUCAUAUGAAGCAAUAUGUAGAAAGCAGUCCUAUAGUGCCUAUUCAGCAGGAAUGGCUGGAUCACAUGGUAAUGCUGAUCCCUGAGUCUUUAAAGGAAGGGAAAGAAAGAGAAGAACUCCUUGGAAGUCUCAUAGAUGAGGUGUCAAGUGACUUUGAGAGAAGCAUGAAGAGAUACCUGGUGAGGAGUGUUCUCGUGAAACCUCCAGUUAAAUGGCUUGAAGAUGAAGGAGGCCCUUUACCUGAAUCCCCUAUAGGACUGGAUUAUUCCAAGCCUUGGCAUUCUAGCUAUCUGCAGGCAAGGAGUCAAAUAUUAGCUAAUUUGCAUAUUGUUCAUCCAACUAUGAAAAUAUUACUGGACCUUGGUUAUUCGACGUUUACCAAUACAGUUUUGCUAAAUUUAACAGGAAUUAGAGCUAAAGGGCCAAUUGAUUGUGAAUCACUGAGAAAUGAUCUGUCAAUACAAGCUAGAAAGGCAGAAGAGAAGAUAAUGAAAACAUGGUAUCCAAAGGUCAUAAAUCUUUUCACAAAGAAGGAGGCUCUAGAAGGUAUCAAACCUGAAAAAUGGGAUGCAUUUUAUAACUGUGUUUCCACACUUAUGUCAAAUCAGCUAAAGGAUUUCUUAAAGAGAACUGUAGAAGGAUUUGUGAAGCUCUUUGACCAGGAAGAUCAAUGUGGGCUGCCAAUAUUUAGGAUGGAGCUGACAUUUGAUGAGGAUAAAAUGGAGUUUUAUCCUACCUUUCAAGAUUUGGAAGAUAUUAUUUUGGGUUUGGUAGAGCGAAUAGCGGAAGCUUUGCAGAAUGUCCAAACAGUUUCCUCUUGGCUCUCAGGAACUUCACCACCUGUUAAUCUUGACACAGAACUUCCUGAACACGUGUUACAAUGGGCUCUUACUACACUGAAGGCGGCAAUACAUCAUAACUUAGAAGGUGCAAGACAACAUUAUGAGACAUAUGUUGAAAAAUAUAAUUGGCUUAUUGAUGGGACUGCGGUUGAGCUGAUAGAGACUUUCCAAGCAGAAGAUCACACUUUUGAUGAAUACACAGAAUUUAUAGGAAGAUUUCUCAGUCUCGCCUCAGAAAUAAUGCUUUUGCCUCAGUGGGUUCAUUACCCUAUGGUGCGUUUGGAUUGUGAAGAUUUGAAGACAGGCCUAACAAACAAAGCAAAAGCCUUUGCAAAUAUAUUGUUAAAUAACAUAGCUUCAAAACAUAGAAAAGAAAAUGAAAGCAUUUGUAGUGAUUUUGAAGCAAUUAAAGAGCAUGCAUUAAGAGUCCCUGAGACAACAGAAGAGAUGAUGGAUCUGAUAUCUUAUAUAGAAAAAGCCCGGACUACAGGGAUUCAAGACUUGAUUUUCCGAAUCAAGGAAUCCAAACGCCGAAUGAAUUACUUUUUAGAUGUUUUCCUAUAUCCUCCAGAAGACUUAGCUUUAAAUUCAACUGUCCUUAUGUGGCCUUGGAAAAUUAAUCCCAUCUUGGAUAAAAAUGAUGAGCUUAUUGAGACUGCAAAACAUAAAAAGGAAAAUGAGCUGAUAGCCAAGAGAGAGAAACUGAUUUUGGAACUAGAAAAGGAAUCACGCUGCAUGGAAGAGUUUACAGAAUUUGCAGAACUGGACCACAUGCAACAGUAUGUGACAGAUGUAAGGCAACUACAGAAACGCAUUCAGGAGUCUGAAGAAGCAGUUCAGUUUAUUAAUAAGGAAGAGGAACUUUUCAAAUGGGAAUUGACAAAAUAUCCUGAGCUGGAUAAAUUAAAAGUGAACAUUGAGCCCUAUCAGAAGCUUUUUAAUUUUGUUCUCAAGUGGCAGCGAACAGAAAAACGGUGGAUGGAUGGAGGCUUUUUGGACCUUAAUGGGGAAAGCAUGGAAGCUGAUGUCGAUGAAUUUUCCCGAGAAAUUUUUAAGACACUGAAAUUUUUCCAAAUGAAGCAAAAGAAAGAAUUGCAAGAAAAAAGAAAGGCAGCACAAAAGCGGUCUGUGGAAGAGGACAAACUUGAGGAAGAACCAAGAGAGAAUCCAGCGAUUACUAUGUGCUCCACAGUAAUGGAGCAGAUUAAAGCUUUUAAGGAUUAUAUCCCUAUUGUCUCCAUCCUGUGCAAUCCGGGAAUGAGAGCUCGUCACUGGACGCAGAUAUCAGAAAUUGUAGGCUAUGACUUGACUCCAGACUCUGGAACUACACUGAGAAAAAUUUUAAAAUUAAACCUUACACCAUACUUGGAAAAAUUUGAAGUGAUAAGUGCAGGUGCAAGUAAGGAAUUUUCACUAGAGAAAGCCAUGCAUACAAUGAGAGGAACCUGGGAUGAUAUUGCUUUUCAUAUAUGUCCAUAUCGUGAUACUGGAGUCUCUAUUCUUUCUUCAGUAGAUGAGAUUCAGACUCUCCUUGAAGAUCAAAUUAUAAAAACUCAGACAAUGAGAGGCUCACCUUUCAUCAAACCAUUUGAAAAAGAGAUUAAGGCCUGGGAGGACCGUUUGAUUCGAAUACAAGAAACGAUUGAUGAAUGGUUAAAAGUGCAAGCUCAGUGGCUGUACUUGGAGCCCAUUUUUUGUUCUGAGGAUAUCAUGCAACAGAUGCCAGAAGAAGGGCGUCAGUUUCAGACAGUAGACAGACACUGGAGAGAUAUCAUGAAGUUUUGUACAAAAGAUCCCAAGGUUCUUGCUGCUACUUCUUUAACAGGUUUAUUGGAAAGAUUGCAGAACUGCAAUGAACUUUUGGAGAAAAUUAUGAAAGGGCUCAAUGUGUAUCUUGAAAAAAAACGGCUUUUCUUCCCUCGUUUUUUCUUCUUAUCUAAUGAUGAAAUGUUAGAGAUUUUGUCAGAGACCAAAGAUCCACUAAGAGUUCAGCCUCAUUUAAAAAAAUGCUUUGAGGGCAUCGCUAAACUGGAAUUUCUUCCCAAUUUGGACAUUAAAGCCAUGUAUAGCUCUGAAGGGGAGCGAGUAGAACUGAUCGCACUGAUUUCCACGUCUGCAGCGCGAGGGGCUGUGGAAAAGUGGCUCAUUCAAGUGGAAGAUUUAAUGCUCCGGAGUAUUUAUGAUGUGAUCGCUGCAGCCAGGCUGGCUUAUACAGAAUCUGCAAGAAGAGACUGGGUUCGAGAGUGGCCUGGACAAGUUGUCCUUUGUGUUUCUCAAAUGUUCUGGACUUCUGAUACAGAAGAAAUUAUAAGUGGUGGAACAGAGGCAUUAAAGGAGUACCAUAAGGAACUUCAAAAUCAACUGAAUGAUAUUGUGGCACUGGUCAGAGGAAAACUGUCAAAGCAGACCAGGAUUACCCUGGGGGCCUUGGUUACCAUUGACGUCCAUGCUAGGGACGUGGUCAUGGACAUGAUUGAUAUGGGUGUCUCACAUGAUACAGAUUUCCAGUGGCUUGCUCAGCUCCGAUAUUAUUGGGAAUCUGACAAUGUUCGAGUUCAUAUCAUUAACUGCAAUGUAAAAUAUGCUUACGAAUAUCUUGGUAACUCCCCUCGACUUGUCAUCACUCCUCUAACUGACAGGUGUUACAGAACAUUGAUAGGUGCCUUCUAUUUAAACCUUGGAGGAGCUCCAGAGGGGCCAGCAGGCACUGGAAAAACCGAAACCACCAAGGACUUGGCGAAAGCUCUUGCUGUCCAAUGUGUGGUGUUCAACUGUUCUGAUGGGCUAGAUUAUCUAGCCAUGGGAAAGUUUUUUAAAGGAUUGGCUUCUUCUGGUGCUUGGGCUUGCUUUGAUGAAUUUAAUCGAAUUGAGUUGGAGGUGUUGUCAGUGGUAGCUCAACAGAUCCUUUCCAUUCAGAGAGCCAUUCAACAGAAACUGGAUGUGUUUACUUUUGAAGGGACAGAACUUAAGCUCAAUCCAAACUGUUUUGUAGCUAUCACAAUGAACCCUGGCUAUGCGGGACGUUCUGAAUUGCCAGAUAAUCUUAAGGUUCUUUUUAGGACUGUGGCUAUGAUGGUUCCAAACUAUGCCCUCAUAGCGGAAAUCUCCCUCUACUCCUAUGGAUUUCUGAAUGCCAAGCCUCUGUCUGUGAAGAUAGUGAUGACCUACAGGCUCUGCUCAGAGCAGCUCUCCUCACAGUUUCAUUAUGACUAUGGAAUGCGAGCAGUAAAAGCGGUUUUAGUGGCUGCUGGAAACCUUAAACUGAAAUUCCCAAAUGAAAAUGAAGAUAUACUUCUUCUUCGAUCAAUUAAAGAUGUAAAUGAACCGAAGUUUCUAUCACACGAUAUACCCUUAUUUAAUGGAAUAACUAGUGAUCUAUUUCCUGGUAUUAAACUUCCUGAAGCUGACUAUCAUGAAUUUUUGGAAUGUGCUCAUGAAGUCUGCAAAGUACAUAAUCUUCAGCCAGUUAAAUUUUUUCUUGAAAAAAUGAUUCAGACGUAUGAAAUGAUGAUUGUUAGACAUGGUUUUAUGUUGGUAGGAGAGCCUUUUGCGGCUAAGACAAAAGUUAUGCACAUGCUGGCUAACACUCUCACUCUUAUGAAUGAACGUGGCUAUGGAGAGGAAGAGAAGGUUAUUUAUAGGACUGUAAACCCCAAAUCCAUUACUAUGGGCCAACUUUUUGGACAGUUCGACCCAGUGUCUCAUGAGCUUUGCCUUAUGAGUGGAGAAAUCAUCCAGAUGUCCCCUCAAAUGAGCCUCAUCUUUGAAGCAAUGGACCUUUCCCAGGCUUCGCCUGCCACCGUAAGCCGCUGUGGCAUGAUUUAUUUGGAGCCGUCACAGUUAGGGUGGGAACCAAUUGUAACCUCCUGGUUGAAUUCUCUGAAAGGACCUCUACAAGAACCAGAUCAUCAAGCUCUUCUGAGAGGACUCUUUGACUGGUUAAUAAAGCCUUCUUUAAUACUUCGUAAGAAAAAAUGCAAGGAACUGAUUCCUACAAGUGAUAGCAAUGUGGUUGUAUCUCUUACACGCCUCUUUGAAGUAUUACUCUGUGACGUGCUGGAAAAUGAUCCUACAAGCAAACAUAUUCGUGUUUGGAUUAUGGCUUCCUUCAUAUUUUCUUUGAUUUGGUCCAUUGGAGGGAGUUGUGAUACAGAAGGUCGGAUUAUUUUUGACACCUUUCUACGGUUAAUCAUACUUGGAAAAGAUGUAGACAACCCAGUGCCAGACUCUGUGGGUAAAUGGGAAUGCCACUUUGAUGAAAAAGGCCUGGUCUAUGACUACAUGUAUGAGUUGAAACACCGAGGUCGCUGGGUCCACUGGAAUGAAUUAAUUAAAAGUAUUAAUCUAGGAGAAAAACGUGUCAAGAUUCAAGAUAUCAUAGUUCCUACAAUGGACACAAUUAGAUAUACCUUUCUCAUGGACUUGAGUAUUACCUAUGCAAAGCCAUUGCUUUUCGUGGGCCCAACCGGUACAGGAAAAUCAGUGUACGUGAAGGAUAAACUAAUGAAUCACUUGGAAAAGGACCAGUAUUUCCCUUUUUAUGUUAAUUUCUCUGCACGGACCAGUGCCAACCAAGUUCAGAAUAUUAUUAUGUCUAGAUUGGAUAAAAGACGCAAAGGAGUUUUCGGACCACCUAUGGGAAAGAAAUGUAUAAUUUUUAUAGAUGACAUGAAUAUGCCUGCAUUGGAGAAAUAUGGAGCUCAACCUCCUAUUGAAUUACUACGACAAUUUUUUGACUGUGGGAAUUGGUAUGACCUUAAGGAUACAAGUAAAAUCACAUUGGUUGACAUAGAGCUAAUGGCUGCCAUGGGCCCUCCAGGUGGUGGAAGAAAUCCAGUCACUCCCCGUUUUAUUCGACAUUUCAACAUCUGCUCUAUCAAUACUUUCAGUGAUGAAACUAUGAUCCGAAUCUUCUCCUCAAUUGUAGCAUUCUACCUUAGGACUCAUGAGUUUCCUCCAGAGUACUUUUCAAUUGGGAACCAAAUCGUCAAUGGAACAAUGGAGAUAUAUAAACAAUCCAUGCAAAAUCUUUUGCCCACGCCCACAAAAUCCCAUUACACCUUCAACUUGCGGGAUUUCUCACGCGUCAUCCAGGGCUGCUUACUCAUUGAAAAAGACGCUGUGGAGAGCAAGCACACCAUGACCCGCUUGUUCGUGCAUGAAGUUCUCCGGGUGUUUUAUGACCGUCUCGUUAAUGAUAAUGAUCGAUACUGGCUGUUCAAUUUAAUCAAAGCUGUUAUAAAGGAUCAUUUUAAAGAAUCAUUUGAUGGUGUCUUUUCACAUUUGAAGAGACAGAAUGCACCAAUCUCUGAAGAGGACUUGAGAAAUCUCAUGUUUGGCGAUUAUAUGAAUCCUGAUCUUGAAGGAGAUGACAGAGUUUACGUUGAAAUUUCAAAUAUUCAUCAUUUUAGUGACAUUGUGGAACAAUGCUUAGAUGAGUACAAUCAAACUCACAAAACAAGAAUGAACCUUGUUAUUUUUAGGUAUGUAUUGGAACAUUUAUCACGAAUAUGUCGAAUUCUAAAGCAGUCAGGUGGAAAUGCUUUGCUUGUUGGACUUGGAGGCAGUGGUCGUCAGUCUUUAACUCGUCUGGCUACAUCCAUGGCAAAAAUGCAGAUUUUCCAACCAGAAAUUUCUAAAAGCUAUGGUAUGAAUGAAUGGAGAGAGGAUCUGAAGGUUCUAUUGAAGAAUGCAGGCAUGAAGGGCCAGAAGACAGUCUUUCUAAUCACGGAUACGCAGAUUAAAGAGGAAGCUUUCCUGGAGGAUGUUGACAGUGUGCUCAAUACUGGAGAAGUACCUAACAUUUUUGCUGCCGAUGAAAAACAGGAAGUGAUGGAGGGUGUUCGUCCUGUAGCUCAGGCUGGCAGUAAACACUCUGAGCUCAGUCCCUUGGCCCUGUUUGCAUUCUUUGUGAAUCGCUGCAAAGAUAAUCUUCAUGUUGUGGUGGCCUUUAGCCCCAUUGGAGAUGCUUUUCGGAAUCGCUUGAGACAGUUCCCAUCCCUCAUCAAUUGCUGUACCAUUGACUGGUUUCAGCCAUGGCCUGAAGAUGCCCUUGAACUUGUAGCUGUGAAAUUCUUAGAAACACUGGAGCUUACUGAGGAUGAGAGACGGGAGAUAGUUCCAAUCUGCAAACACUUUCACACUACCAUUAUGGAUCUUUCAGAAAGGUUCUUGCAGGAGUUAGGACGGCAUAACUAUGUUACUGCUACUUCUUACCUUGAACUAAUUGCCUCAUUUCGACAGCUUUUGACUAAGAGGCGACAAGCUGUCAUGGAAGCAAAACAGCGAUAUGUGAAUGGGCUUGACAAGUUAGCUUUUGCGGAGUCUCAGGUUGGAGAAAUGAAAAUGGAGCUUGUCCAAUUACAGCCUAAAUUGGAGGAAGCUAAAAUUGAAAAUGCACACAUGAUGCAGGUUAUCGAGAUCGAGUCUGCACAAGUGGAAGCAAAAAGAAAGUUUGUGAAAUUAGAUGAAGAGAUAGCCAGUGGCAAGGCUGAAGAAGCCCAAGCUCUGAAAAAUGAGUGUGAGAGUGACCUGGCUGAGGCUAUUCCAGCCUUGGAAGCAGCUCUGUCUGCCCUGGAUACACUCAAGCCAGCUGACAUUACAAUUGUGAAAUCAAUGAAGAAUCCUCCGUCUGGUGUUAAACUAGUUAUGGCUGCUAUUUGUGUCAUGAAAGAUAUAAAACCAGAAAAAAUUUCAGAUCCUUCAGGAACUGGAGGCAAGGUAUUAGAUUAUUGGGCACCCAGCAAAAAGCUUCUGGGAGAUAUGAAUUUCUUAAGAGAUUUGAGAGAAUAUGACAAGGACAACAUUCCAGUGACUGUCAUGCAGAAGAUACGUGGCGAGUACCUAACAAACCCUGAGUUUGACCCUUCUAAGAUCGCGAAAGCUUCUUCUGCAGCUGAGGGUCUGUGUAAGUGGAUCAUGGCUAUGGAAGUAUAUGACAGAGUUGCAAAGGUAGUGGCUCCUAAGAAGGCCCGCUUAGCAGAAGCUCAGAAGUCCCUAGCUGAGACCAUGGAGCUUUUGAAUCAGAAGAGAGCAGAACUGGCAGAAGUAGAACAUCAUUUGGAAAAUUUACAAAGAACAUUUAAUGAGAAAACUGAGGAAAAGUCUCGUUUAGAAGAUCAGGUGGAACUCUGUGCUAAGAAACUUGAAAGAGCCUCAAAACUAAUUGGAGGACUGGGUGGAGAAAAAUCAAGAUGGUCUCAAGCUGCAGAUGACCUGCAGGUGACAUAUGAAAACUUGACUGGUGAUGUCCUAGUAUCAGCAGGGGCGAUAGCCUACCUUGGUGCUUUCACUUCAGGCUUCCGACAAACAUGCAUAGAAGAUUGGAGUAUGUUAUGCAAGAAGAAAAGAAUUCCGUGUUCAGAGGAGUUCUCACUGAGUAAGACUCUGGGUGAUCCAGUAAAAAUUAGAGCCUGGAAUAUAGCUGGAUUGCCAACAGAUACAUUCUCAAUAGAUAAUGGAGUGAUUGUUAAGAACUCCAGGCGUUGGCCCUUAAUGAUUGACCCUCAGGGUCAAGCUAAUAAGUGGAUCAAAAACUCUGAAAAAGAAAAUCAGCUUAGCAUAAUUAAGUUAUCUGAUCCAGACUAUAUGAGAACACUGGAAAACUGUAUUCAGUUUGGAACUCCGCUUCUGUUAGAAAAUGUUGGUGAAGAACUGGACCCAUCUUUGGAGCCUUUACUACUUAGACAAACUUUUAAGCAAGGUGGCAUGGAUUGCAUCAGACUUGGUGAGGUCAUUAUUGAGUAUUCCUUUGAUUUUAAGUUUUAUAUCACCACAAAGCUGAGAAAUCCACACUAUAUGCCAGAAGUGGCAACAAAGGUGUCUUUGCUCAAUUUCAUGAUAACUCCAGAAGGACUUGAAGAUCAAUUACUAGGUAUUGUUGUUGCAAAGGAGAGACCAGAAUUAGAAGAGAAUCGAAAUGCCCUUAUUCUUCAAUCUGCAGCUAAUAAGAAACAGCUCAAAGAUAUAGAGAAAAAAAUUUUACAAACAUUAUCAUCUUCAGAAGGGAACAUUUUAGAAGAUGAAAGUGCAAUUAAAGUCUUAGACUCUGCGAAAAUGAUGUCCAAUGAGAUAACAAAGAAACAGCAGACUGCAGAAAAAACAGAACUCAAAAUAGCGGAGUCUCGGGAAGGCUACAGACCCAUCGCGAAGCACUCCUCGGUGCUGUUCUUCAGCAUUGCAGACCUGGCUAACAUCGACCCCAUGUACCAGUACUCCCUCACCUGGUUUGUGAACCUUUACAUCAACUCUAUUCAUGACAGUAACAAAUCCAAAAUUUUGGAAAAGCGCCUACGGUAUUUAAAUGACCACUUUACCUACAACCUAUAUUGUAAUAUAUGCCGAUCACUAUUUGAGAAGGACAAGCUGCUGUUUUCCUUUUUAUUAUGUGCCAAUCUUCUUCUGGCAAAGAAAGAGAUUGAAUACCAAGAACUGAUGUUUCUUUUAACUGGAGGAGUAAGUCUUAAGAGUGCUGAGAAAAAUCCUGAUCCAACUUGGCUAUCAGAUAAAAGCUGGGAGGAAAUUUGUCGGGCAAGUGAAUUUCCUGCCUUCAAAGAACUCAGGGAGCAUUUUUGUGAACAUAUAACUGAAUGGCGGGAAAUCUAUGACAGUAAAGAGCCACAUAAUGCUAAAUUUCCAGCACCAAUGGAUGAAAGACUAAAUGAACUACAGAAAAUAAUAAUUCUUCGGUGCUUAAGACCUGAUAAGAUAACUCCAGCGAUAACAAAUUAUGUAACUGAUAAACUAGGGAAAAAGUUUGUGGAGCCUCCACCAUUUGAUCUGACCAAGAGUUACUUGGACUCAAACUGUACCAUUCCUUUAAUUUUCGUGCUCUCUCCGGGAGCAGAUCCGAUGGCCAGCCUGCUGAAAUUUGCAAACGAUAAAGAGAUGUCUGGAAAGAAAUUUCAUGCUAUUUCACUGGGACAAGGACAGGGACCAGUUGCAACAAAAAUGAUUAAAGCAGCAGCAGAAGAAGGAACCUGGGUGUGCCUACAGAACUGUCACCUUGCUGUCUCCUGGAUGCCCAUGUUGGAAAAAAUUUGUGAAGAUUUUACCCCUGAAGUCUGUAAUUCAUCCUUUAGGCUUUGGCUCACGAGUUAUCCUUCUCCAAAAUUCCCAGUAACCAUCCUACAGAACGGAGUAAAAAUGACUAACGAGCCUCCCACAGGUCUUCGGCUAAACCUGCUCCAAUCAUACCUCACCGAUCCCAUUUCUGAUUCUCAGUUUUUCGAGGGAUGCCAGGGAAAAGAACUGGCAUGGGAGAAGUUGCUGUUUGGAGUUUGUUUUUUUCAUGCCCUUGUGCAAGAGAGAAAGAAAUUCGGUCCUCUUGGUUGGAAUAUUCCAUAUGGAUUUAAUGAAUCUGACUUACGGAUCAGUAUUCGACAACUACAGUUAUUUAUAAAUGAGUACGAGACAAUUCCGUUUGAAGCCAUCUCCUACCUGACUGGGGAAUGUAACUAUGGAGGCAGGGUGACGGACGAUUGGGACAGACGCCUCCUCUUAACCAUGCUGGCGGACUUUUAUAAUCCGCAAAUCGUUGAAAACACUCAUUACAAGUUUUCUCCCAGUGGAGACUAUUUUGCACCUCCCAAAGGCUCCUACGAUGAUUACAUUGAAUUCAUUAAGAAACUUCCGUUUACUCAGCACCCCGAGAUAUUUGGAUUACAUGAAAAUGUGGAUAUCUCCAAAGAUCUGCAUCAAACCAAACUUCUCUUCGAGUCCUUGCUUCUCACCCAAGGAGGCUCCAAACAGACAGGAUCCUCAGGGAGCACUGACCAGAUUCUAUUAGAAAUUACCAAAGAUAUUCUCAACAAGCUGCCAAAUGAUUUUGACAUCGAAACAGCCCUCCUGAAGUAUCCUGUGAGAUAUGAAGAGAGCAUGAAUACUGUGUUGGUACAAGAAAUGGAAAGAUUUAACAAUUUAAUUAGAACUAUACGCAAUACUCUACAGGACCUUGAUAAAGCUAUCAAGGGCUUGGUUGUAAUGGAUUCUGCAUUGGAGGCACUCUCUGGCAGUUUGCUUGUUGGAAAGGUUCCGGAAAUAUGGGCCAGACGAUCAUACCCGAGUCUUAAACCCCUAGGAAGUUAUAUCACAGAUUUUCUAGCCCGGUUGAACUUUUUACAGGACUGGUAUACUUCAGGAAAACCUUACGUGUUUUGGCUCUCAGGAUUCUUUUUUACCCAAGCCUUUCUCACUGGAGCGAUGCAGAAUUAUGCCAGAAAAUACACCAUCCCUAUUGACUUACUAGGAUAUGAAUUUGAGGUUAUGCCUUCGGAUACAUCCGAGACGGCGCCAGAAGAUGGCGUUUACAUCCACGGGCUGUAUCUUGAUGGAGCGCGCUGGUCCAGGACAAGUGGAUUGCUUGCUGAACAACAUCCCAAACUUCUCUUUGACCUGAUGCCCAUCAUAUGGAUAAAACCAACUAAAAAGACUGAGAUUGUGAAGUCAAAUGCCUACACCUGCCCGCUUUACAAGACAAGUGAGCGUAAAGGAACUCUCUCCACUACAGGACAUUCUACCAACUUCGUUAUUGCAAUGCUGUUGAAGACGGACCAGCCCACUCAACACUGGAUCAAGCGUGGGGUCGCCUUGCUUUGUCAACUAGAUGACUAAAUUGGACAAAAUUAAGAAAACAUCUGAAAGAAGGAAAAAAAAAAUCUAUGUCGUCUUAAAAAUACAUGUUAUAAAAUCAA